ACAUUGGGGAGGGGGGACUGAUAUGAGAUUUUCAUUGUCUUAAAAGGAAAAGAAAGACAGAAGAAUAGGCUGGCGACACUUGGCGGCUCCGCCGUGCCCUGAGGCCGCGAGGAAGAAGGAGGCGGGAGCCCCCCGACACCAACAUUUACCAACUACUGCUCUCUUGCUGCUGCAACAAGCAGCCUUCAGCCGGCAGCCCCCCAGCAGCAUAUUUAGCACUCACAGCAAGAAAUCCUCCCCAGGAAAAAUUUCUUCUUUUUAUUUUUGGGAUAUAAAAAGGGAGGAGAAACAUUAUCGUUAUCGCCUGAGGAAAAGCAGCUGACCGACCCUUCAGGGCUUUGGGAUGUUCGGCUGUGUUUUGACCGGUCUGGGGACGUUAGGAUUUAGAUCGAAGAGAAAAUUGCGGGUUCGGUUCAGAUUUCACAACAUGGGAAGCAACCUCAACUUCAAGAACUUCGGGAAUGAGCCCCCUUCAGCGAGUAACAACAGGCCACCAGGAAAUGCCCCCUUAACCAGACAAGGAUCCAUCUACUCUCUGACCUUUGACGAGUUCCAGAACAGCAUUGGAGGGAUGGGGAAGGACUUUGGAUCCAUGAACAUGGAUGAGCUCCUAAAGAGUAUUUAUAGUGCUGAGGAGAACAAUAUUACAAUGGUCUCGACUAAUGGUGGAGGUGGGCAAGAUGGGACUGCCGGGCCAGGUGGUUAUUUGCAGCGUCAGGGCUCGUUAACUUUGCCUCGGACUCUUAGCCAAAAGACUGUAGAUGAGGUUUGGAAAGACGUUUCCAAGGAGCUUAGCAUAGGGAAGGAUUCCAUGGGAGCGACGGGAGGUUCAGCUAUGCCACAAAGACAGCAGACUUUGGGGGAAAUCACUCUUGAAGAGUUUCUUGUUAGAGCGGGGGUUGUAAGAGAAGAGGCCCAAUUGGCUGCAAAGUCAAAUAUGGGAGCAAGUUUUUUUGGGGACUUAGCACGAGCUGCAAAUAAUCCUGGGUUGGGAAUUGGGUUUCAGCAGCAGGUUCGGGGACCAACGAACUUGAUGGGUAUCAGGAACUCGGAGAACGUAAAUCCGAUCCAAAUCCAGUCCUCUUCAAACUUGCCUUUGAAUGUUAACGGGGUCCGAUCAAACCACCACCAGCAGCAGCAGCAACAGAUCCUACCGAAGCAGUCUGCCGUUCCAUUUGCUCAUCAGGUGCCACCAUCAAGUGGCAGUCAGCUUGGGAGCCCUGGGAUUCGGACUGGGCUUGUCGGGCUAGCUGAUCAGGUAAUGAACAAUAACUUGGUUCAAGGUGCUGCAGCUUUUCAGGGUGGAGGAAUGGGAAUGGUUGGGUUAGGGGCUGGACCCGGGCCUGUUGGGGUUGGAGGCGGUUCCCCUGCUAAUCCAGUCUCAUCGGAUGGAAUGGGAAGGAGCAAUGGCGAUACUUCCUCUGUGUCACCUGUUCCUUACAUGUUUAAUGGCAGUAUGAGGGGUAGAAAGAGCGGCGGUGCUCUAGAGAAAGUUGUCGAGAGGAGGCAGAGGAGGAUGAUUAAGAAUCGGGAAUCAGCUGCAAGGUCACGGGCUCGUAAACAGGCUUAUACGAUGGAAUUGGAAGCGGAGGUCGCAAAACUGAAGGAGGAGAAUGAAGAACUGCGGAAGAAACAGGCUGAAAUCAUGGAGAUACAGAAAAAUCAGGUACUGGAGAUGAUGAACAUGCAAGGGGGAGUCAAGAAGCGCUGCUUGAGAAGAACACAGACGGGUCCCUGGUGAUGGAGACGAGGUCGAUAAUUUUGUGGGAGUGUAUGUGGUUGCAGAAUCGCGAUGUAGUUGAUAUAAACUUAGGUGUUGUACAUACACUUAGGGCAGUGAAUAUAUCUUCUGUUGUAGAUCCCAGAAGAAGAAAUUUCAGAUCUAUAAUUUUAUUGUCAUAAGUAACAAAGAGAAUACCUUCCAGGGUUGUGUCUUGUUCUUUUUCCCAUAUGUAUGCCCUCUAGGUUGCAUUCCAUUUUGUCUCGGAUGAUUAAUACUUGAAAUAGGUUUGUAAAAUCACCUUGCCUUUGAUUUUCCUUA
Molecule: messenger RNA, 2041 nt
Organism: Punica granatum (pomegranate)
Lineage: Eukaryota; Viridiplantae; Streptophyta; Magnoliopsida; Myrtales; Lythraceae
Source: RefSeq, a predicted model, not a curated record